GGAGAUUACAGUCCAGACAAUGCGGAGUACUCACAGCUUUUCCGCGCCUCCGUAGCAGUUCAAAUGCUGUCAUGUUACGGCUCGUCGUAUUCCCCUGAAGCCAAUUCCCGUCUGUUGCGAGUUUCGAAUAUUAAUCGGCAAGGCGCGGAGUCCACGGGGGGUGUCUAAGCGAUGGAGUCGCAGGAGGGGCAGGAGGAGGGCAAAUCGACGGGCAAGAAGCACAAGGAUGGGAAGAAGAGCCAUCGGAAAGAGGCAAUGGAGGAGAUGCGGGGGGAUGUAGAGCGGUUGAAAGGCGAACUCCAACAGGCAGGGGAGCAGCUUGCAGAGGCAGAAAGGAGCAAGGCUGAUCUGUGGGUGAAGCAUGGAGUGCUUGAAAGGGAGAAGGUUGAUUUGGAGGGGCGAUUGGGGGAGAGUGAGAGGAAGAGCGUGGAGUUGGUUGGGAGGUUGGAGGAGUGUGAGAGGAGAGUGAGGGAGGAAGAGGAGGGGAGGAGAGAAGAGAAGCAGAAACGGAAAGAAGAGAAGGAGAAGAGGAAGGAGGAGGAGGGGAAGAGAAAGGAGGAGAAGAAGAGGAGGAAAGAAGCAGAGGAGGAGAAGGAGAGGGUAGAGGAGGAACUGAGACUUGUGAGGCAGCGAUUGGAGGAAAUAGAGGCUAAGGGUGGGAGGAUGGAGGGGGGAACCGUUGAGGUGAGAGGGUCUGCUAAUGCAGAGGACAGGAGGAGCGAUUCAGUAUAUAGAAGGAAUAGUGAGGGGGGGGACGGGAGCAGUUUAGCGGAUGACAGGAGCAUUGGGGCGGAUGGAAGGAGCAAUGGGUGUGAUGGUGAAAGCGAGUUAAGUGCGCGGUUGGCAACGCUUGAACUGCGAACCUGUAAAGCAGAGGGAGAGGCGGAGUGUUUGAGACGUGAGCUGGAAGAAGCAAAAGCCACGCUGGCUGAUACAAGUGGUAAGCUGGCAGUUUCGGAAGCAAGGCUGACAGACGCGCAGGCAUGCUUGGAUGAGGUCAGAGCAGAGAGAGUGAAGGAGGAGGGAAGCGGGGAGGAGGGUAGCAGAGAGGAGGCAGAGCAGAAGCUGAAAGAAGUAGAGCACAGGUUGAAAGAGGCAGAGCAGAGGUUAAGAGCGGUAGAAGCCGAGAGAGACGUGGCUGAGAGACAGAGGGAGGAGGCAGAAAGGCGAUGGGAGGAGGCGGAGAGGCGAUGGGAAGAAGCGGAGAAAGGGAGAGAGGUGGCGGAGGAGAGUGUGAAGGGCCUUGUGAGCCGACUGACAGCUGCAGAGGAGGCAGCAGGGAACUCCAACGGGGAGGAGAGCAGGGAGGAGAGGAGGGAGGAGAGGAGGGAGGAGAGGAGGGAGGAGAGCAGUGAGGCUUCUGAGCAGCUGAAGCAGCAAGGGGGGGAUGCAAGUCAAGCGAGACCAGAAGGAGAGGCGUGUGAUGAGUCUCAAAAGACCGAAGCGUUUCCUCUUAGCAAGACGGAUAUGGAGGUAGAGGUUGAGUUUCUUGAGGUUGAGGGGCCGCCAAAGACAGAAGCGCCACUUCCAAAGACGGAUAUGGAGGCCGAGCUUGAGUUUCUGCGCAACCUGAGAGAAGACCUGGAGCGUGAACUGGACUCUCUUCGAUACCAGCUAGACUUGAAAACACCUGCCCAGCCUGUUGCCGAACCUGCUUCCAAGCUUGUGUCUCCGCCUGGUUCCGAGCCUGGUGGUGCCGAGCCUGCUGUUGCUGAUGUGGAUACGACUGAAUCGAAGGAGGCUGGGAGUUGCCAGAGCAAGUGCGAACCUGGCAACAGCAACUGCUGCUGCACCUGCUGUAGCAGCUGUAGCUGCAGCUGUAGUUCCAAGGGCAAUGGCAGCAGCACUAACCACACAAACAACACCAGCAGCUGCAUCACUGGCAGCAGCAGGAGCAUCGCAGAAGCAGAAGCAGAGAUAGCGCAGCUGCAAGCUGUGAAAGCGGACCUAGAGCGGGAACUAGAAGACCUCUACCUAGAGGUUCAGCGGGAGCAGGAACUCUCAGCCGAAGCCAGUCUGUUGGCUGAGAAGGAGUGGGAGCGGCGCCAGGAGGCAGUGUCUAUGCUGUCGCAGCUUGAGAGGCAGCUGGCGGAGGCGUUUGGAGGGGGGGUGGCCGAAGGGGGGGUGGUGGUAGAUGCGGCUGGAAGGCCCAUGUCGCCCUUAGUGGGGAGUUUGAGUGGGUCGGGAGGGCGGGGAAGGGAAGGGAGUGGAGGGGUAGAAGGGUUGGGGAGGAAAGGUGGGGGAGGGAGCGUGGGACGGGUGUUUGCGUCGCCACUUGGCGAGUCUAGAUUGGAGGAUUCUGGUGGGAGGGAUAGCUGGCCGUAUUUAAGCGGUGAUGAGGUGGAGGAAGGAGCAAAUGUGGGAGAUGAGGGGGGAGAGAUGGGAGGAACGAGGAGGAUGUUGUUUGGAAUAGAGGAGCAUGGAGAGGAGGAGGAGAGUGCAGCAGCAUGGGAGGAAGAACGGGCUUCUGCCCUUGCCGCACCGGCCACAGCAGCAACUGUGGACCGGCUGUGCCUAGAGAGGGAAGAAGGGGCGGAGGAGGGAGAGCAGUGGAAGGAAGAGGAUGGGGAUCGGGUUGGAAAUGGGAGAGAAGAGGAGCACAAGCGCGUGGUGACGCGUGGAGUAGGAGAGAGGGAGCAAGGGGAGGAGGGGGAGGAAGGGGAGAGAGGAAAGAGGGAGGCGGGUGAGGGUGAGGGGGAGCAAGGGGGCGUGGAGCACUCUUGGCGGAUAGAUUGGCCCAGGUCACAGACGGACAGUAGAGUGGUUAUUGAAAACCGGGCAUAUUCAGAUGACCAUCCACAAGCACAUACACAGGACCAAGCCAGUGCACCUACCGAUGCCGCCCAUCCCACCUCAACCAAUCCCAACCGUCCGGAGCGAGUGAGCAGUGCGCCCAGCACCCGCCCCCUCCUGCGCAUCCGGCCGCCCCCUCGCACGCUCUCCAGAGCCACGUCCGAUUUAGUCACAUACGUGAGGGACGCCAAGACCGCCCUGCGACUGCCAUCCUCUCCUGGGGAAGACGAGUUCUUCAGCACCAAGUUACCCGAGCUGAGGAGGCGCAUGGGCAGUAUGCUCUCGCCUCUGCACUCCCCCCUGGGUGGGUUGAAAGGGGUGCAGCUGGAUGGCGGGGAAAAAGUUGAGGUGCCGGCGGUACCUGGUAAUGGUGUUGCUGGUGGGGGUGUGAGUGGGGGAGCUGGAGAUGGUUCGGGUGCUUCUGUUGCUUCAGGUGCGACGUCAGGUGAAGGCAACGCACCUGGAUCGCACCUGAAGUCACGCCUGGCCAGUGUGGCUGAGUGCAAUGGUGAUAAGCAUGAGGAGGAGAGGGGGGAGGAGGAGGAGGGGGAGAGUAAGGGGCUGGCGCAAUGGGGUGGAGAGGAGCAAGGGAAUGGAAGCGGGGCGUGCAGAAGCACCUUGGUUCCACCAGAUACAGCAGCAGCAGGAGCAGCAGCAGCAGAAGCGGAAGCAGAAGCACCACCGCUGGUGGAAGCUGAGAAACCAGCGCUUGAUCAUGGCCUUGCCACACCACGAACAGUUAUCAACGAUGACUCUGAAGGCUUCACUGCACCCACACAAGGCUUCACUGCACCCACAGAAGAUACGCCUGUUGAGCCGCCUCACACCACUCCACGCACGGCUCCAGACAUCACUGUUCCAAUGACUUACACUGCUUUCUCCUUCCCCGCCCCUGCCAGCCCUCACCCCGGCCACAUUGGCUCCUCUCUAGACAAGGCCUUUCGCCGUGCUGCCACCUACUCUGGCCGAGCCUUCCCUCAAGCCCAGUCUGCUUCCACUGCCCCCUUCCCCUCCUCCUACUCUGCCCUUGUGCGUUCCUACACGGGCCCUUCCUCUCCCACCACCAAUGGCAGCAGUGGCCCCUCACUGCUCACCACCUCUUCUUCCAAGGGUGGUACACUUGAAGAUUCCUCUGCCACUAGUAUUCUUCUUUCUCACACCAGCGUCCUUUCCUCCCCUAGCUCAGCCAGCACAGUGUCUUACUCAGGCCAAUCCUUUUCGUAUGCCAGUCAGAUAUCAACUGCACCAGGUGAAGCCCGGGAUAAACCCUUCAACAGAGCGGUUUCCUACACAGGGGGUUUCAACAGAGCAGACUCGCACUCAGGUGCUUUCAACAGAACGGGCUCUUACACAGGUGGUUUUGACAGAGCUGGUCCGGAUGCGGAACUGCUGACCCUAAGCAAACUUUCUGGGAGGGAGUUUGCAGCAGCAGAGGCAGCAACAGGGGGAAAAGACGGGGGGGAAAUCUUGGAAAUUUUUGGGGAAGGAGAGGAGGAUGAGUUAGUAGAUGUCGGGUUGGCUGAUGACGGCCGAAACUGGGCUGGCUCCAUGCACAGUAAGCAGCAGCUCUUAGCUAAGCACCAGAGUGAGUUCCUCCAUACCUUGCUGCAGAUGCUACAGCUGGCGGUGGUGAAAAGGGAAAGCGAGUCCGCAGCAGCGACUGCCGCCGCUACAGCUGCUGCUACAGCCGUCUCGGCUGCAGAGAGGGAGAAAGCGGAGUGGGAAGUGGAGCAGGUUAUAUCCGCAAUUUUCAAGGAAGUACAUAACGUAUUGCAUGUGAAUGGUGUUGGCAGGGCGAGGAGGAAAUUCAGAGGGGUGGCGAAGGAAGGGAAAGCGGCGGCCAUGGCUGCAGCAGCAGUUAGAGAAGAUCUCGAGCUUUUGGUCCGGGCAGUUGAAGCAAAGGCGCGGGCAGCAAUGAGAAAGAAUGUAGCAGGCCUGGUUCCCCCUGCACCAAGAAGACUCGUGAAGGAUGGUAGUGGUGGGAGCAAUGCUGGUGGUGGUGGUGUGAGUAGGGGGGGAAGAGGAGGAGAGAAGGGAGGGGGUGGGUGGGGGAGUAGCAGCAACGGCAUGUGGGGUAUCAGUCAGGGUCUUCAGUCCGCCGCUCUGGCUAUAGCUGGCUCUCCCUCACCCUCUGUUGCCAGCACACCCCCCGUUAGUAGAACGCCAUCGGGUGCAGAAGCACCUUCGGUUAUAGGCAUGCAUAAUCACACACUGGCUAUCUACCGGACUGCUUCAGCAGCCACUGACAUAUCCACUGAUGGUAACACUCCCGUCGCUGCUGCGGUUACCAUCGCCCGAACCUCAUCUGUACCCACGGAAACGUCCACUGCUGGUAACACGCCUGUAGCAAGAGCUGUAGGUGGCUCGUCUGCAACGGCUCAGAUGGGUAUGGCAAACGCCCUGACUAUCUACAGGACGCCGUCUAUGGCUGAGCUGUCCACUGCGGGUAACACUCCUGUUGCGCAUGCAGUCACCAUGGCAUUUGCCAGUGGGUUAAAUGCCUCAGGGCUCCUAGGGAUUGCUUCUGCAAGGCUAGCUGCUGCUGCUGCUGCUGCGCCUGGUACUUCGUCUACCACUGGCAACACGCCUGCUGCUUCCACUGCUGGUAACACGCCCAUCGCACAUGCCUUGGGUAGUCCGAACCAGUUUGCUGUUAGCCGCGGUUCGCACAUAGCGACAGAUGCGUCGACUGGUGGUAACACGCCUGUUGCACAGGUGGUUACCGCAAGCAGUGGUAACACUCCUACUGCACGACCUGUAACACUAAGGGGAGAAGAGAGGGCGGAGCGGGUAAGGGAGGCAGAGGAGGAGAAGGAGGGGGCAUGUAGAGAGGGGGAGCAAGGGGAGGAGAGAGGGGAAGAGAAGGAGAGGGAGGAGGUUUUGUAUGUGCGGGAAGUCGUAGCGGGUGACUUGGUGGUUCACCACCACGUGGACACCCUUGCUCGCCCCCUCACCCCUGCGAGCUCGAAUGCCUUCGAGCUGGCUCGAGAAUCGCCCAGUGUGCUGGCAGUUGUGAGUAGGGAGGAGAGGGCACAGGCCAGGACACAGGAGCAAUUGGUGGGCAAGCUGGGAUAUGAAGGGCGGGAGAGACAGAGACGUGAGCCGACAGCACUCGAGCCUGUGAGGCACGAUCCGUGGAGAGACCAAAGCCUGGAGGGUUACUACCAGCCCUUAGUUUCUCGCCCCUUUGCUGCUGCUCGGCCCAUGACCGCCCAGCCUUCAGGCAGGCAGCAUCGGCACAUAUCGGGGGGCCAUCAGCAGCAUCAGCAGCAGUGGCAGGGGCGACAGCAGAAGCACGAGGAUGGGGGUGUGGGAAGGGAUGGGCGUGAUGUUAGUAGCACCGGCACCGGCACCGGCACCGGCACCGGCACCGGCACCGGCACCGGCACCGGCACCGGCACCGGCACCAGCACCGGCACCGGCACGAGCAGCACCGUUGGCAGCAGGGGGUAUGGACAGCAGGCGGAGCGAUGGGGCCUGUGGACGUCGAGAGCCAGUGGGACAGAACCUGCUUCUGAGGCGUCUCAAAGGGAGCCUGCUUUUGAGGCGCCUCAAAAGCAAUACGGGCAGCAGACGGAGCGAUGGGGCCUCUGGACGUCGAGAGCCAGUGGGGCGGAGCGGCACACCUCUUUCCGGCGUAACGGGGCUGCUGGUAGGGAGGCCACAGGUGCUGGCCCCAGCGGUGGCAGGGGUGCUAGUGGUAUGGCUGCUGGCAGUGCUGGCAGUGGGAGACCUAGUGCACUGCUGUACAGACCAGGGAGCUCGAAGGGCGGAGCGGGAGGGAGAGGAGGAAGAGGAAGGGGAGGAGGGGGUGGAGGACUGGCUGAUAGACGGGUGGAGGAGCACAGCACAGGAUGUGAACGCCUUGGAAGAGGGACCGACCAAGCUGUUAUGAACCAAGACUCUGCCAUACCUGACCAAGUGGCUCCAGAUGGGAACGAGCCUGGUGGUUUGGCUCGGGAACAGGACGUUCGGCAAGGCAGUGUAAUGCAGACUCUGCUUUCCGAAGCUGCUGCUGUCAGAAACACUGUCACAUCCUGGGCGGCAGCUACUGUAGCAGCACAUAGCACUGUAGCAGACACUGGUACUGUAGCAGACCGUUACACUGUAGCACCAAGAAAGGAUACUGUAACGCUGCCACGGAGGCCAGCCACAGCCGCAGCGGGCGGCAGAGUUCGUCCUGUCAGUGGUUCGCAGAUGAGAGGGAGUGGAGAGGGAUUAGUGAGGCAGGAUGGAGGGCAGGAGGCGAGCGACCUUGGGCAGAGAUGGGUGGAGGACGGGCAGAGAAGAGCGGUGAUGAGAAUGUGUGGACUUAGCCACCGGAAUCGGCAGCAGCAGCAGGGGGCGAAUCAGAAAGCAGCCCCUGCAGCGGCUCCCUCGUCCUCUUCUGCCUCUCCUGGACUUUUUGCGAGUCUCCUGCCCAAGUCAGCAUCUGUGAAUCACGUGCGGCGGGCCAGCAUUCAGAUAUUUGAUUCCCUCACUCACCUCACUUUUGGCCCGUCUGCCGCUGUAGCCGCUGCUACAACUGCUGCCACAGCUGCUGUUUCAACUGCUGCUUCAACUGCAGUUGCAGCAGCAGCCACGGCAGUUACGGCGGCUGCUGCUGCUGCUGCUGCGAACGUCGCAGCCGCAGAAAGUGACACAGCUGAGUUUUUACACUCCCCGUUGCUUAGCCCGUCCAAGGUUGUAGCAGCUGUGGCAAGUGCUGCUACAGGCCUGGCGGCAGCUACAGGUGUUGGCACUGGUGCUGGUGCUGGUGCUGGUGCUGCUCUAGGCAGGUAUGGGACUGUUGCUUCCCCUACGCAUCGCAGCAUACUGCCAGUGGGAAGCUUUGAUGAGGCAGAGUCAGGAGCGGCUUUGGCGGCAGAAUGGCUAGCAGAUAAGAUGGAUAGAUUGACAGGGGCGGGGCAGAGGAAGGGAGAGGAGGAGAGGAGGGCGGUGAUGGAGUGGACUAAGGAGCUCGAGGAGGAAGGGGAGGAGGAGGAGAGGGAGUGGAGGGAGAGAGAAAGGGAGAGGAGGGAGGAAGAGAGGAGGGAGAGGGAUAGAGAGGAGGAGAGGAGGAGGAGGGUGGAGGAGGUGAGGAGGAAGAUUGAGGCUGCUAGUGAGGAGAGGAGGAGGAGGGAGGAGCGGGAGCAAGGAAGGGAGAAGAAAGAAAGGGCUGCAGGCGAGCAGAGAGGUGCUGCUCGUGAACGGAUGGAAGGAGGAAAGAGUCCUGAAAAGCCUGCAGGCGAGCAGAGAGGUGCUGCUGGUGGGGGGAAUGAUGGGGGUGAGAUUUGGGAAAAGGCUGCAGGGGAGCAGAGAGGUGCUGCUGCUUGUGAAAGGAUUGAAGGAGGCGAGAGUUGUGAAAAGCCUGCUACAGGGAUCUUAGUGGAGAGAGAAAUUGAGUCAACUUUGGGGAGGCCUGGCGUGCAGGGGGGAAUGGUGACGGUGAAGGGAGGUCUGAUGAAAGGGGAGGCGAGGGAGAGUGCGAGCUCGAGUGAACUGGUUUUUGAUAAUUCCCAGAAACCAACUGGUGUGCUGGAGGUGAUGGAGGGAGGCUUGGCGAAAUGGGAAGCGAGGGAGAGUGAGAGCUCAAGUGAGGGAGAAGAAGGGUGGAGUGAUAUGGAGGAGGAGGAAGAGGAGGGUGAGGAGGAUGACGAAGAAUCAUGGAGCGAUGAUGACAGUAGUGAUGAUGCUAAUGACGAGGAUGUGGAUGCUGGUACUGAUAACGAGGAGGCAGGGAAGGAGGAGAAGGAGGAGGGACUAGAGGGGGUUGAGCAUGAAGCUGCGGAGAGAGAGGGUGACACACCUGAUAGUCUGCCAGAGGGGGGUGGAGGGGGGACGGAGAAAAUGGAAGUAGAGGGGGUUGAGCAUGAAGCCGCGGAGAGAGAGGACGCCACACAUGACAGUAUUCUGCCAGUAGUUGAGGGAGGGGGGAAGGUGGAUGAGGGGGUUGAGCACGUGGAGGUGGAGAGAGAGGUCUACGCACUUGAUAGUCUGCCAGCAGGAGAGGGAGGGGGGAAGGGUAAGGAGGGAGUAGAGGGGGUUGAGCACGUUGUGAUACCGAGAGUGGAUGACACACGUGAUAAUAAUCUGCCAGCAGUGGGUAAGGUGGAUGAGGGCGUUGAGAAAGCGGUGGUGGAGAGAGAGGGUGGCACAACUGGUAGUUUGCCAGAAGGGCAGGGAGGGGGGAAGGAUAAGGAGGAAGUAGAGGGGGUUGAUGAGCGUGUGGUGGCGGAGAGAGAGGGUGGAACAACUGGUGGUCUGCCAGAGGGGGAGAGAGGGGGGAUGGAAGGAGGUACAGGGGGCAGAGGGGUUUUUGAGGCGACUGCUGAGUCUGCCAGAAGGAGAAUCGCUGAGGAUGGUACCUGUGAGGGAGAAGGAGAUCAGAGUUCUGCCCGUGUGAAUCGUGACGAGGUUGCUGGGUCACAAGCAAGGGUUGGUGGUCUUGAUGGUGAUGGUAAUACUGUGCUAAGUCGAAAUGGUGGUGAUGGUGAUGGUGGUGAUGGUGGUGAUGGUGGUGAUGGUGGUGAUGGUGAUGGUGGUGUUGAUGACAUAUGGAGUGAUGUCGACGACAUUGACGAUGAGAGUGAUAUAGGCACUGAGGAGGAGGGAGAGAAAGAGGAGGGAGAGGCGGAAGCAGAUGGAGAUGGGGUGAAGGAGAGAGGAAGAGAAUCCACGGGAGUGGAGGGUCCUGCCGGGGAAGAGGGGGGGGCAUUGGAAGCAGCUGGAGAAGCACCAUCAGAUGCAUUUCUUCUCAUGUCUUGUAGCAUGGAAGGCCCUCCCUUGGCAGAGGCACAGGCUGGAAGCGAUGUGGAGGAAGGAAAAGGGCAAGAGGAGGCGAAGGGGAAGGUGGGGAGGGAUGAGGAGGAGUGGAGUGGGAUAGAUGAGGAUGAUGAGGAGAGGGAUGAUUUUGACUCUGAUGAUAGCCUGGGGAGUGAAGGGGAGGGGAAGGAGGAGGAGGACGGGAGUAGUGAAGAAGACGGAGAGAGCGAGAUGAGUAAUGAGGUGGAUAGUGAGAGUGGGAGUGAGAGUGGGAGUGCGAGUGGGAGUGGAAAGGAGGGAGGGAGUGCCAGUGGUUCGGGGGAGAGCUCACUAGACAUGAGCAGUGUUGGUACCGCGGAACUGACAGAAGAGAGUGAAAUGGACGAAAGUGAGGAGCGAGAAAGUGAGAAGAGAGAGAGUGAUGGGGGAGAGAGUAAGACGCAACAGGAGCAAGAGGGCGAGGAGGGGGAGUGGAGCGAGCAGGAUGACGUCAGCAAUGAUAGCAUCGAGAUGGGCAGGGCCAAUGGAGGAGGGGAAGAGGGGGAUGGUGUUAGCGAGGAUGGUAUGAGGAUUGGCACAACCAGCGAUGGAGGAGGAGAGCGGGAUGACCCCAGGGAUGGUGCUAUUACUGUUGUUAGCACAGCCGACAUAGGAGGAGGAGAGGGGGGUGGUGUCAGUGAGGAUGGUACCAGGACUAGCACAGCCAACGAAGGAGGGGGAGAGCAGGAUGAUCCCAGGGGUGAUGAUGUCAGUGUUGUUGGCACAGCCAAAGAAGGAGGCGGAGUGGUGAAUGGUGUCAGCGAUGACGGUGGUGCCUCCCCCAGAACAGCUGUGCCAGAGCCUGCAGCUGACAUGGCAGAUCGGGUCGCUGAUGUGGCAGAUCCGGUUGCUGAUGUGGCUGAAGCGACUGCUGUUGAUGCAAUAGCUGUUGUGGCUGUGGCUGGUAACGGUUCUGAGGAAGGUGGUGGAGAUGGAGAUGGCAUGGGAACAGAGACCAUAGCAGUGGGGGAAAGGGAUAAGGGAUUGGGAAUUGAGAGAUCAGCGGAGGGCUGUGAAGGGGAACGCCUGAAUGAGUGUUUGAGAGAGGAGGACGCAAGAGAGGAUGUGGAUGAGGGAAUUCUGGUCCUGCAGGAGGGGGAGGAAGUGGGUGCGGGUAAGAGUGUGGCGCAGCGGGAGGAAGGGGGAGAAAAGGGGAGGAGGAGAGAGGGGGAUGCAGGAGAGGAUGCGGAUGAGGGAAUCAUGGUCCUACCUGCAGCAGGAGGAAGAAGUUGGUGAGGGUAUGAGUGCGGUGAAGCGGGAGGAAAAGGAAGCGAUGAGGACGAGGAGGAGAGAGGGGGAUGCGGGAGAGGGUGUGGAUGAGGGAGCUAUGGUCCUGCAGCAGGAGGAAGAUGUGGGUGAGGGUAAGAGUGUGGCGAAGGGGGAGGAAGGGGGGAGCGAGGGGGAUGAGGAGCAUGGCCUUCAAGAUGUGUAGAUGGAGGAGCAUGACUCAUGAGGGGCCACGAGGUUGAAGCGGAAAUGAGUCUGCAGGAAAUCUGCACACAAAUCAUUCAUGUUACAGUGAAUCACUUCCAAGACAAAAUCCAGCUUAUGGUACGGUACCUUUCUUCUGUGAAUGCUUUUCCUUACUGGGCAUCAUGAACCCUGGGUAGAACGUAGACAGAAGCGAGGCUAUUCAUUAUGAGCAAAUGUAUUGUAGGUGUAGAAAGCAGCAGCACAUGCUGUCCCAACUAGAGGAGCCUACACUUCCAGCAGUGACUGCUUGGUGGUACUCCUGCUGGCCUUGUUAUUGUCAUUGUUUAUUUGAAGGGCAAUCCCUGUAGUGCUUAUAAGACGG
Molecule: messenger RNA, 11371 nt
Organism: Closterium sp. NIES-67
Lineage: Eukaryota; Viridiplantae; Streptophyta; Zygnematophyceae; Desmidiales; Closteriaceae
Source: the annotation of a GenBank genome assembly